CAUCGCCAGCUGCCACCGAGAGUACCCGAGGGUGUCCGCGCCCACUAUGAGGCCUCAGCUCUGGCUGCUGCAGUUGCUGCUACUCCGCGGGGUCGCGCGCGGGCUCAGUCCCGCAACGCCGGCAGGUCAUGAUGAAAGCCAAGGCUCUGGCUGGACGGCCAAGAGGACCAGGCAAGGCUGGAGUCGGAGAACCCGAGAGAGUCCCGGGCAGGUGUUGAAGCCAGGCAAGACCCAGUUAAGCCAGGACCUGGGUGGGGACGCCCUGGCCAUUGACACACUACCGGACAACAGGACCAGAGUGGUGGAGGACAACCACAACUACUACGUGUCCCGCAUCUACGGCCCAAGCGAGCCCCGCAGCCGGGAUCUAUGGGUGGACAUGGCUGUGGCCAACUGGAACUAUGUGAAAGUCCACAGGAUCCUCUCAAGUUCUCAUCGGCAGGCUUCGAGAGUGGUCUUGUCCUUUGAUUUCCCUUUCUACGGGCAUCCUCUGCGCCAGAUCACCAUAGCAACCGGAGGCUUCCUCUUCAUGGGUGACGUGCUCCACCGGAUGCUCACAGCUACUCAGUAUGUGGCACCCCUCAUGGCCAACUUCAACCCUGGCUACUCUGACAACUCCACAGUUGCUUACUUUGACAAUGGGACAGUGUUUGUGGUUCAGUGGGACCAUGUUUACCUCCAGGGUCGGGAAGACAGGGGCAGCUUCACAUUCCAGGCAGCCCUUCACCGAGACGGCCGCAUUGUCUUUGGCUACAAAGAGAUCCCCAUGGCUGUUCUGGACAUCAGUUCUGCCCAGCACCCCGUCAAGGCAGGCCUGUCCGAUGCUUUCAUGGUCCUCAAUUCAUCCCCAGAGGUGCCAGAGUCUCGGAGACGGACCAUUUUCGAAUACCACCGCGUGGAACUGGACCCCAGCAGGAUCACCAGCACAUCAGCUGUGGAGUUCACCCCGUUGCCAACCUGCCUCCAGCAUCAGAGCUGUGACACCUGCAUGUCAUCGAACCUGACCUUCAACUGCAGCUGGUGCCAUGUCCUGCAGAGAUGCUCCAGUGGCUUUGACCGCUACCGCGAGGAGUGGUUGGCUUACGGCUGUGCCCAGGAGGCAGAAGGCAGGACGUGCGAGGACUUCCGAGAUGAGGGCCACUAUUCGUCUUCUGCUGGCAGCUCCUUCAGCCCUUUUCGUGAUGACCACACCUCCUCUUCCCCCCUCUUCAUCGACAGUCUCACCACAGAAGAUGACACCAAGUUGAAUCCCCACGCAGGAGGAGAUGCCACUACAAGGAUGGACGUGGGAAUGCCUUUCCAGACUGAGGCUGGAGGCCUUCAAGACAACUUGUCCCCGAAGACCAAGGGUCCUCCCAUGCACCUGGGCACCAUUGUGGGCAUCGUCCUGGCUGUGCUUCUGGUAGCGGCCAUCGUUCUCGCUGGGGUUUACAUCAGCGGCCACCCUAACUCCAGUGCUGCCCUCUUUUUCAUUACGCGGAGACCUCACCACUGGCCAGCCAUGAAAUUCCGCAACCACCCCAACCAAUCUGCCUACACAGAGGUCGAACCCUGCAGCCAGGAGAAAGAAGGCUUCGUGGAGGCUGAGCAAUGCUGAGAGCACCAUGU
Molecule: messenger RNA, 1608 nt
Organism: Acomys russatus (golden spiny mouse)
Lineage: Eukaryota; Metazoa; Chordata; Mammalia; Rodentia; Muridae
Gene: Plxdc1
Product: plexin domain containing 1
Exons: 15
Coding region: 47-1597 (516 amino acids)
Source: RefSeq, a predicted model, not a curated record